Molecule: messenger RNA, 2249 nt
Organism: Alnus glutinosa
Lineage: Eukaryota; Viridiplantae; Streptophyta; Magnoliopsida; Fagales; Betulaceae
Exons: 5
Coding region: 151-1686 (511 amino acids)
Source: RefSeq, a predicted model, not a curated record
UAUUUACUUCAGUUGGACGAAAAAUUCUGUUAAGACCCCAGAGAAUGAAAAAAAAAAAAAAAAAAACAAAUUUACUCCUUUAGUUUACAUGCUGUGGAUUUAGAGAGUAGAGCAUAGGAGAGAGAGAGAGAGAGAGAGAGAAAAAGGGAGAUGGAUCUGCUCGCCAACAGAGUGCAGAGAAGUGAGAUCAAGCUCGGAGACCACAUCUACACCUACAGAGCUGUCGUCACCUACUCCCACCACGGUAUCUUUGUUGGGGAAAACAAGGUGGUCCAUUUCACACCUGACAGAGAUUCGAAUUCAAACAUUUGGGUAUCUUCUGAUUCUAGCUUUUAUAACUCAAGCUUGAUCUGUUCUUCCUAUCCCGAAUGUGGGUUUAGGAAACCCAAAAGUGGUGUAGUCCGCUCUUGCCUGGAUUGUUUCCUUGGAAAUGGAUCUCUGUAUCGUUUCAAAUAUGGAGUUUCUAGAACAGUUUUCUUUGCUCAUGUGCGGGGUGGCACAUGCUCCACUGCAAAAUCUGACCCACCAGGGGCAGCUCUCCACCGAGCAUUGUAUCUUCUUCAAAGUGGAUUUGGCAAUUAUCAUGUGUUUCAAAACAACUGCGAAGACUUUGCACUUUAUUGCAAAACUGGGCUUCGGGUAGUAGACAAAAAAAACACUGAUACUAGAACAAGUGGUCAAGCCAUUUCUGUCUCUUCUGUCGUUGGUGCCUCAUUGCCUGGCAUUAUUUUUUCCUUUCUGAAGCGGCAGAAUCCAAUUUGUGCGGUUACUUUAUCGGCUGGGACGUACAGUAUGAACAGGUAUGCAAAUGACAUUGGCGUUCGAGAUGAUGUGAUCAGGGUGCGAGUGGAGGACUUGGCUGUGAACCUGGGUUGGGCAGACCCUCAUGAGGAAGUAGCUGAUGACAGUGAGGCUUCAGAGCAAGAUCUUGUUGAUUCUGCAGUGUCAGUUUCAAUUCUUGAUGGAACGAAUUUCUCUUAUUGGUCUGAACAAGUUCAGUUUUACCUUGGUCUUUGGAAUCUUGAUUUGGCACUCUGGAUUGAGAGACCGCCUACUAUUACUGAUUCAAGUAGUACGGAAGAAAAGGCUAUAUACAAGGCUUGGGAGCGAUCGAAUAGAUUGAGCAUUAUGUUUAUGCGAACGAAAAUAACAGACAAUAUUAAAUCAACUCUUCCUGAAUGUGAUAGUGCUAAAGAAUUCUUUCAAACCGUGGAAGAACGUUUCCGAUCAGUUGACAACUCUCUUACGGGGACAUUGAUGGAUAAACUUACCACCAUGAAAUUUGAUGGUACACGUGAGAUGCAUGAGCAUAUCAUUGAAAUGACAAAUUUAGCUACUAAAUUAAAGGCUCUUGGGAUGAAUGUGGAUGAGUUAUUUCUCGUACAAUUGAUUUUGAACUCUUUGCCUCCUCGGUAUGAAUCAUUUCAAAUUCAUUACAAUACUACUAAAGAUAAUUGGAAUGUAAAUGAAUUGAUCAGUAUGCUUGUUCAAGAAAAGGCAAGGCUUGAGCAACAAGGACAUCAUUCAGUUCACCUUAUAGGUCAAGGAGACAAAAGGAUACAGCUACUUGAAGUUAAUGGACCUUCUCAAGUAAUUGAGGUUCAUGAGAAGAGACAAAAUAAUGUUAUAGAGCCACCUGAAGUUAAUGAACAUCCUCAAGUAAUUGAGGUUCAUAAGAGGAGAUAAAACAAUAACAAGUGCUAUUUUUGUGGUAAGAAAGGGCAUAAACAAAAAAAUUGCCACAAACACAUGGCAUGGUUUGAAGAGAGAGUUAAUGAACCUCCUCAAGUAAUUGAGGUUCAUGAGAAGAGACAAAACAAUGUCAUAGAGCCACCUGAAGUUAAUGAACAUCCUCAAGUAAUUGAGGUUCAUAAGAGGAGACAAAACAAUCGCAAGUGUUAUUUCUGCGGUAAGAAUGGGCAUAAACAGAAAAAUUGCUACAAACGCAGGGCAUGGUUUGAAGAGAGAGGGCUUCCUUACCAUCCAGACCUUAAACUGAGAUGAAAAUUUCAUAUUCAUGGAAAAUGGAGUCAAAGUUGCAAUUGUUGCCAUCAGGACCUUCGUUUGUUUCUAAGUACUAGUUGUUACCUAUGUUUGUUUCAAACACUAUGUCUCUUCUGUUUCUUGAAAUUUUCUUUGUCUAAACUUGAUCUUUAUAGCUAUGUGAUGGUUUCAGAUAAGGUUGUACAUGGGGUGGGAUAUUAACCGCAACUAUCUGCUAUCCGCAUAUGUUGAUCCAGUUAACAAAA